Molecule: messenger RNA, 1626 nt
Organism: Botrytis deweyae
Lineage: Eukaryota; Fungi; Ascomycota; Leotiomycetes; Helotiales; Sclerotiniaceae
Exons: 3
Coding region: 1-1626 (541 amino acids)
Biological process (GO): lipid metabolic process
Molecular function (GO): phosphoric diester hydrolase activity
Source: RefSeq, a predicted model, not a curated record
AUGUUUAAUUCUACCCUACAUGCAUUUGCAGUCCUACUGCUUCUGCUACCUACGGUUCUUGCAGUAACAAAAGCAUAUGUAGAACUCGUCAAUGGAACACCAUACGACUGGCACUUGAUAUCUAAUGAAACACAUCACACGAAAUGGUUUCCCAAUGCCACCAUUCCAUCCGGUACCAGCGCCGAAUCCUGUAUCUCAUGGAUUUUACAUCUACGAGACUCAAAGGCCGAAGCAACAUAUCGUAUUGAUAAUCCUUCAUCCCCUGAAUCCUUUACCGUUCGAGCCCAUCGAAAUCCAACCAAGGUCGAGGUUGUUUAUCAUGAAAAUCUCUCCUCUCUCAACAAUCCCAAAAAAUCAGUCAUCGACCUGGUUUAUAGCAAAAAUCAUCCGCAUCCAUUCAUUCUCGCAGGAAAUGGUAUCUCAGCCCCCUAUGUCAGCUCUAAUCCUCCAGUCCGCUGGAUGCAACGCACUUUUUCCACUCUCUCCUCGAGGCCUCUCCGUGAAAUCAGUAUGCCCAUGGCUCACAACGCAGGGGCUAGUAUCGUAAGCGAUUCACUAAAUGGGCCAGGCACCUUACACAACACACAAACACAAUCCAAUUCCGUGUUUAUGCAACUAAUUCACGGAGCCCGGUGGUUAGAUAUCCGACCUGUAUUUUAUGAAGGGAAAUGGAUGACUUACCAUGGUACAUUUGUCUCCGGGAAAAUGUGGGGUGCCACGGGUCAGAGUAUUGAGAGUAUAAUUGGAGAUGUGAAUAGAUUUACAAAAGGACACCCCGGAGAACUCAUUGUGCUUGAUAUAUCGCAUGAUGCAAGUAAUGAGUCCAAAUGGAGGAAAUUUGAUGCGAGUGAUUGGAUGAAGUUUUAUGACUUAUUGAGUCGCAUUCGUAAUGCCUGGCAGGAACCACAGAGAUUGGAAUGGGAUUUGUCGCUUUUACCUUUUGACACUUUUGUAACCAAGGGGGGUAAUAGUACGGUGUUGGUGAGGGUUCCUUGCGAUGCACCGAUACCGGUUUCGACAUUUCCUGGGAGGGGGAAAAGAGAUGCAAAUACCACUCUGACAUCAUCUUCAGCUGGCUGUGAUUCUGUUAGUUCGGAUGAAUAUCUUUCACCGUUGAACACCACAGAUUCGCUCGAUUCGCAAGAGCCAUCUCCUUCCCUUAUUGAUAGGCGGAAAGCAUCUAUAAUUCCUGGUAGCAUUCUGCCUGAUCCCCUCUCCCGCCACACCCCCGCCGACUACAAGAUGCCCUUCACUCUCCUCCCGCCGACCCGUCUCCCCGUAACCGGACACUACUCCGCCACCGACUCGCCUUCACAGCUAGCCUCCUCCCAAAUCCACCUCCUCUCCCACCACAAGUCCUCUUCCGCCAUCACCGACACAAACCCCGCACAAAUGCAUAAAUCAACCUGGAUCCUUACUCAACCGCCUACCUCCCAGGCCGAUAUCGGUAAUUGGUGGAGUUCUAAACUUGGGUAUGCGAUAUUGGCGCAGCGGAGUUUGUUUAGAAAUUUUGAAGGACUUGUACGGGGGGGAGGGAAAGAAAGAAAACCGAACUUGAUUGAGGUGGAUUAUAUUAGGACUCCGGAUGUGGCGGCGUUGGCUAUGGCGGUUAAUGCUUGGGAGUAG